This is a messenger RNA of Aspergillus puulaauensis, 1881 nucleotides long. Its product is annotated as putative phosphoinositide-specific phospholipase C. The coding region runs from base 1 to 1881 and encodes 626 amino acids. The transcript has 4 exons. Gene Ontology annotation, biological process: phosphatidylinositol-mediated signaling; lipid metabolic process. The record is from RefSeq and is a predicted model, not a curated record. Gene Ontology annotation, molecular function: phosphatidylinositol-4,5-bisphosphate phospholipase C activity. NCBI's taxonomy places the organism in Eukaryota, Fungi, Ascomycota, Eurotiomycetes, Eurotiales, Aspergillaceae.
AUGGCCAAUGUCAAUGAGCUCGCCGAGCGUACCGGCCAAAUCGCAAUAGACCCUUCGUCUCAAUCGCCAGCAAUGAAGCCGCUGACCGCUCUUUCGCCGUCGUUCCAAACCCAUCUCAACCAGAUAUACAAAUCGUUGACCGACUCUAAGAGUACCAACUUCACCAAGGAUAUUCAGCGUGAUGAGCAGGAGGCAGGAACUCCUGAGUCGGAUCCGCUCAGCUCCCUGGAUGCGUUUCGUGCAUACAUGGCAAGUCCUCCAGCGUCUGCGUUGCGACCCGCUAGGCAGCCAGAUAUCACUGCGCCGAUCACCGACUAUUUCAUCUCUUCGAGCCACAACACGUACCUGACUGGGAACCAACUGUCUAGUGAUGCGGCAGCGGAUGCUUAUACAAACGCCCUUCUCAGCGGGUGCAGAUGUGUCGAAAUUGAUGUUUGGGAUGGAGAGCCCGAGUCUGAGAGCGAUGAUGACUCAAGCAGCUCAAGCUCCGAUGACGAAAAUGUUAAAGACAAGCCGAAGCUACCAAAACGGAAGAAAGUUAAAUCUAAAAUAGGUGAUUUCAUCAGCCGGAAAGUGUCAUCCCACGAGAACCAUGGCGAGGAUGGUAAAGUCGCUGGUGCUGCGAAUGUUGGACCACUACGGCUGGAACCUAAAGUGCUCCAUGGCCACACCCUCACGAAGGGAACAACGUUCCGAGAGGUGUGCUAUGCGAUCCGUGAUAGUGCUUUUGUCGUAAGUGAUCUGCCAGUAAUUGUGAGCCUGGAGGUGCAUGCCUCCCUCGAGCAACAAGCGAUCAUGGUAGAGAUCAUGGAAGAUGCUUUUAAAGGAUUGUUGAUUGAGAUCACCCCGGAAAUGGAGGCAUUCACAACUCCGCCGCCACUUCAAGAGCUGAAGCGAAAGAUUCUAGUGAAGGUCAAAUGGGUUCCCGCUACCCCUGAGGACCAGGAAGAUGUGGAUGAUCGUACGGAUGACCUAGAGCAACUGGAACCUACCAAUUCGGCAGCGUCUACCCAGUCUGCUUCACAGGCUCCGUCAAAGCCGGCAAAAAUCCUGCAUUCUCUUAGCAAACAUGCAGUUUUUACCAAAGGUUUCAGCUUUAAGCAGUUCACCCAACCCGAGGCCAAAGUACCUGGCCACGUAUUCUCCCUCUCUGAGCGAGCGGCCCGACAAGCAGAUGAAAAGUACGGCAAUGCUUUCUUCGAACACAACCGGAACAACUUUAUGCGCAUCUAUCCUUAUGGUCUCCGCGUCAACUCUUCCAAUCUAGACCCCACUUUCUUCUGGCGUCGUGGUGCACAGAUUGUAGCCCUUAACUGGCAAAACAGAGACAAGGGCAUGAUGCUUAACCAGGGGAUGUUCGCAGGCGAGGAGGGCUGGAUCCUCAAACCCCAGGGCUACCGGAGCACGGAACCAGAGUCCGCUCCAAUUACCCGCCGGACAAUCGACCUCUCAAUUGAAUUCCUAGCAGGCCAGGACCUUGCACUACCCCCAGGUCACACGAGUGAGAAAGGAUUCCAUCCCUACGUAUCUUGCUAUUUGCAUGUAGAGACCCCAGACGAUGCGCCCACGCCCACCGGAGAGAACAGCACAGAUUCCGAGAAAACUAGUUACAAGCGUGAGAUCAAGUAUGCAAACGGAUGCAAUCCGGAUUUUGGAUCCCAGAAACUCGAAUUCCCGACUCUAACUGGGGUUGUUGAAGAGCUGGCCUUCGUUAGAUUCAAAGUCAAGGACGAUGAAAUUGGCCGUGAUUCAUUGGCAUCCUGGGCGUGUAUUCGACUGACCCGGUUGCAAGAAGGCUACCGGGUGCUUCGUCUCUAUAAGACUGAUGGAUCAGAAACUGGCGGCUAUAUUCUGGUCCGGAUCAUGAAGACCGUCUCAUGA